UGUUGGUGGGGGGAAAAAAGACAUUGUGGCCCGAGGGGUUGCAGUCAGAUUAUCAUCUUCUGCUCGCCAUUUGUUUACUUCCCCGUUCGACAGGUCCUGUUGAGACAAGAGACUUGUGAAUCGAGGAGAACAAUAAGCUCAAAUCUCAUUAAUAAUCAGCCUAUGUGACUCUAAUUAGGGUUAGCAGUUUAAGGGAGACGGCGGCUUUCCCGGCACAUCGUGUGCGGUGGCCAUUGUGUGAGAUGAAAGUGGUUACGCGCGUACGCAACUCACAGGCGCAACUGGCAGUACGCAAAGUGAACCUUGGAAUUCAUUCAUAAGCUGUUCCAUUCACUCGCUGCUCACCCUUCCCACCCAAAACAAUCCGUUCCGGCCAAAGCCAUUCUUAAAACUGUAGAACGGCCGCCGAGAUUUCAUUCUCCACUUACCUGAUAACAGUGCCAAGGCUUGCGAGCAAACUGGAUGGAAUCUGCACACAAUCGGCAGAGUUUGAACAAACCAGACACUGGUUAUGAUCAUGCUCCCCACUUGAUAACCGGCACAAUAUCUGCCCAACUUCUCUCUACUUCAUCAUCUGCUUCCAUGGUAGACUCAAACAAUGAACCUCAAGCCCUCUUCACCGAAGGGAGUCUACAAGAAGACCAUGGGCUCGACCAGUUCAUCACCACUCUUAUCGAAAACCACAUUUGGUUGAUUGGGGUUUUAACGGGAAUCAUCAUCAUCCUAGUAGUGCUCAGUUGCUCUCUCAGAAGUAACUACUUUCAAGAAAACUACUUCUUUACCAGGGCCAAAGAAUGGGUGCAUCUGCCUUUGCUGCAGCAGUCUGGCCAGGACUCGCUGCUGACAGCAGAGAAUGGAGCAAAUCCCAACAAUGUCCCCGUCAGUGAACCUGAGCCUCAGUUGACUCCUACUCCUGCUCAACAUGCUGACCUGUGCUCCUGGGUCUCGGAAACGAGUCCAGACGAACGACAAACUAAAAGGAAGUCAUCUUGGAACGAAGCUGAACUCAACAAUCAACACAAUUUGACAUCAGCUGUUGAUAUGUCGACACUGUUAUUGACGGAAACGAGCCCUGAGCAACCAGAGUUUCCAGUUCAGCCAACAACACCUAAGAGUCCUUCUUGUGACUCAAAUUUGGAUUCGCUCAGAAAUAGUUUCAAGGCCCAAAAGAACCAUUUUGUCUUCAAUGCCGACAUUUUCCUGACCAAGUCGGAGAGUUUAGACGAAGCUCACAGUCGAUCUCAGCCCCGCGAAAAGUGUUUUAAAACCAAUCGAAGUGUCGACGAAAUCCUGUCACGACAGGACGAUAACCAGACCGAUUCACAGUCACUCGAUCAGCAACAUACGAGCACAUCCAGCAUUCCUUGCACCCCGUUAAAAUGCCGAAAAUUGCAAGAAAGACGUGGCUCAAAUCAUUCUUUGACCAUCGCCGUCAGCAAGCCAGCCGAAACAAAUAUUUUGCCGACUGUCGUCACACCAAGAGAGUGCUCGGCGGCGCAAUUUCUUUUGACAGCAGGUAAUUGCAUGGAUCGUCGACAACUUCAAUCUUGUCUCAAAGAUGUCAAAGCUCUGCACGCCGAAUUCUGGUCGAUCCCGACCAACGCAACUGAGCUCUGCGAACAAGUUUCGGGUUGUUCCAUGAAAAAUCGCUACCGUUACGUCUUACCCAACCCUCAAAGUCGUGUCAAACUUCCCUUACUGACGGAUGCCUCUGACCUUGCCAGCACUUACAUCAACGCCAAUUACGUCAGAGCAGAAAAUGGGGACGCCCGCGCUUACAUCGCUACUCAGGGACCAUUAGAUAAUACCAUCAACGAUUUUUGGUUGAUGGUGUGGGCAGAACGUGCGCCAGCCAUCGUCAUGAUCACAAAGUUGGUGGAAUCAGGAAAAGCCAAGUGCGAGCCCUAUCUUCCAGAUGGCGAAACGGGUCGCUAUGGCGAUGUUAUCGUCAGCCAAGAGUCAAUAUCUGAGACUUCCGGCUGCACUGUGCGACAGCUGUCACUAAAGCGGGAAGGAGAAGAAGAAAUUCAUCGCACCGUUCACUAUUGGUAUUGCGACUGGCCGGACCACAAAACGCCAGACAAUCCGCGCACCUUAGUGGAUUUGGCCGUAACUAUCGAAUCUCUUCGACGGGGAAGCAACUGUCUUCUCCUGUCGUCUCCACUUUCGUCAUCGCCUCCAAUCGAAUCGGGACCUAUUGUCGUACACUGCAGCGCGGGAGUGGGCCGUACCGGCUGCUUCAUUGCCAUUUGCCAAGGUCUAAGUCAACUCUUAGCCGAAGGCAAAGUCGACAUCCUUGGGAUUGUUUGUUCCCUGCGCUGUGACAGGGGAGGAAUGGUUCAGACGGCGGAACAGUACGAGUUUAUUCACCGCGGCCUGUGCCUCUUUGAGAGAAGCACUCUCUCCGAUUACGCCGGCGACUAAUGGUCCACCGCCAGUCCCAAAACUCUACAAGGCAACUCUCGGCAAAAAUGAAAGAAAAGGAAGUUGUUUUUUUUCUUUUUCUUUUUACAAUAUGCUCCCCCCACUAUUACUCGUAGCAAAAAAUAGCACAACAACAACAACAAAACGAAGGCAAAUCCCCUUCGCUUUCACCCGCAAUCGUGUGCUGUAGCACACAGGUAACAAAUGAUUCUUGUCGGAAAUAUUGAUGUAUUAUUGCGAGACUAUGCACGCCCCCCUCCUCGCUUCAUUCUACAAAUAACAAGAGUGCAACAACAUCUAGAAUUGAUUCUACUCUUGAAACCACAACGGGGCUCCCGUUUUAUUUCGUUUGGGCUCAAAGAGGAGCCGUACCUGAAUGCAACACAAAAACAAUCCGCCAACUGCCCACCGCUUCGCCCUAAUUUUCCAACAAAUUUGUCAAACGGGUUCAAAACAAGUUUCGAUAUUAGAAGAUGAAGGCCAUGACGACUCGAUAUUAGUUGAUCAAGUGAAAACAAGUAGGAAAAUCAACACGUCAAAUUCGAGUUUUAGUGCAAAACCGGAAAGAUAUGUCAAUAUGGACAUGUCUCUCUUAAUUUCUAUCCUAUAUUUUUUUUUAAGUUGUUCCUAAUUUUGUCUAUCCACCGCACUGUUAUUAUUAUCCGUGUUUCUUUUUUCUGAGCCAAUUAUUUUGCUUCAUCGAAGAAAAAAGAAAAAUGUUUUUGGUAGAUCUCACUGCGAUGAAUCUGCGUGCCGAUUUGAAGAAUGCGCCCCAUCACCCUAUCGAGGGGGUAGUAACUAUAGUAGAUUUCUCCUCCUCAAUUUCGUUGUUUGUUAUUUCAUUUUUCUCGAUUGUUUUUCUAGUUUCUUUUUAUCAAGUAUUACCUUCUUCUUUAUUCAGAAACAACAAAAAAAAAAACAUAAUAGAAAAAAAUGCAAAAAUGUCUUGGUAUCUUUCCCGCCCUGUCACGUAAAAAACUAUUCAACAUGGCUAGUGAUUUUGUGUAAUAAUUGGGAGCAACGUUUGUGUCUGUACCCUGCGCCACUCUUCUUUGCCUCUGCUCUUUUUAGCUGCUGUUGCUUAGAAUCUGUGUGUGUGUGAUUAUGUGUACAUGUGGCAUAUCGAUUGCGUUAUAAUGUCGCGCUGCUCUGUCCCGCUCUCUCUCCUUCUCGGCAAACAUGAAACGAUGAUCUUGUUACAUGUUCUUUAUCCAAACAAGAAUAUAAAUAUAUAUAUAUAUA
This is a messenger RNA of Daphnia pulex (common water flea), 3666 nucleotides long. Its product is annotated as tyrosine-protein phosphatase non-receptor type 7-like. The transcript is spliced from 7 exons. Bases 463 to 2424 code for a protein of 653 amino acids. NCBI's taxonomy places the organism in Eukaryota, Metazoa, Arthropoda, Branchiopoda, Diplostraca, Daphniidae. Gene Ontology annotation, biological process: protein dephosphorylation. The record is from RefSeq and is a predicted model, not a curated record. Gene Ontology annotation, molecular function: protein tyrosine phosphatase activity.